AUGUUCUCCCAAUUCUCGGCCAGCUCCUCCUCCACUGCCCCUGUCGCCGUCCGUGGCGUCAAGAGACAGGCACUCGAAAGUGUGAUCGAGUCGAAGAAGGCGAGAAUUGUGGAGGAGGAGGAGGAGGAGGAGGUGAUUGUGGUGCCAGAGGCCGACGUCGAAGUGGAAGUGAGCACCGAGGAGGACGAGGACGAGGACGAGGUGCUGGCGACGAGAUGCGGAAAGAGAUGUGAGUUUUUCGUCUUGAUUUUGACCCUUUGGCCCCGAUCCACCAAUCAAUAAUCUCAAAAUCAAUAAUCUCAAAAUAUUUGCAGUGACGGUGCUGUCGCCGCUCGGAGAGGGCACAUUUGGCCGAGUGAUGAUGGUGGCCGAUGAAGAGGUACGUCGUGUUUCCCCCCAAUUUUCAGUUUUUCCUCAUCCAUUCCGUUUCAGGGCUUCAAAACAGCGCUCAAGAUGUUCAAGAAGGAGGUGCCCGAGGCGGCGCAAGUGUGGCAAGAAGAAAUUGAGGUUAGUUUCAAAUAUCAUCAUCAUCAUGGCUUUUAAUAAACACUUAUAAUUGUUUCAGAUGAUGCGCUUCAUCUCACGCCACAACCACGUCAACCUGGUGAACCUGGUCUGCGCGGGCCAGUUGAGGGAGUCGGGCAGUUCGCUCGCCGACUGCACCGACUUCUUCAUCCAGAUGCCGCUGCUCGGUCCCUCGUUGCUCGAGGUCGUGCGGCGGGCCGAGCGGUUCGACAGGGACGCGUGGCACGUGUUCCCGGUCGCCGCGAUCCGCGAGGUCGGUCGCCAAAUCGUGGCCGCAUUGAGCAAGUUGGAGGAGCUGGGACUGGUGCACACGGACGUCAAGCCGGAGAACAUCUUCUUCGACGCCGCCAAUCUGGAGGUGGGCGCGGAGAAGGCGGGCGACACUCCGUUCUACAAAUUGGAGUGCGGCGACCUGCACAUCCGUGUCGGCGACUACGGAAACGCCCAGCGGUUCGUGGCCGGCCAACAGCACGUCGAGCAGAUCCAGACGCAGAACUACCGGGCGCCCGAGGUCUUCAUGGGCCUCCCGUUCACGGCGACCAGCGACGUUUGGUCCGUCGGUUGCACGUUGUGCGAGAUGUACACCGGCGAUUUGAUGUUCUACGGUGACAACGGUGAGGACGAGGAGCCAUUUCAGUUCCAUCUCAUGUUGGCCGUCAUGGAGGAGAAACCCACCCGGAGGAUGUGGUCACACGCGAAAAAGUUGAAGUGAGUUUGCUUUUUUUUUUUACAUCGCCACGGUCUCGCUGCAUUUUUUACGUCAAAACACCCUAAUCAAGAGCGUUGGGAGUGAAAUUUGUGCUUUGCGCAAAAUUGACGACGAAAAAUCGAUAAUUGCUCAUAGAAAUUGUUCAAAAAGGACGUGUUUUCAGAAGCACCGAAAGUAAAAUGCUGAAGGAGAAGGCGCGAAUGAUGAAGAAGAAGAUGAAGAAGGUGAAGACGUUCCGUGAGAUGCUGCGAACCGACGAGAACGAGCCGGGAGCCGGGGAGCUGUUCGAUGCCAUCAAGCGAAUGCUCCGAAUCGAUCCGAACGAUCGGCCGACGCUGAAAAUUUUAAGCAAGGUGCCGAUUUUUAAGUGAUUGAUUGUUUUAAUUUAUUUUUCUAGAUUUCCCCUUUAGAAUGAACAUUUUUAUAUUGAAAUAGUGUUGCUUUCCGCAAAAAUUAAAUGAGCAUGUUGCAAUUGCGCUCUACUGCACUUUGCCGUUAAAUUCGAAACUUUUCACGAAAUCUACUCAUUUUCCGCUUUUCUAUUCUAAAACUUCUUCAAAUAGUUCAACUACAAGUGAUUUUAUCGUGAAAAUCAAAAAAAUUGAUCGAUUUUGCAAAAAUUCGUAUGUUUUCUAUUGAAAAUCGUAUUUCUCUCCGAUUUGCUCGAAAAAUCAGUUGAAUUGCCGUUUUUCGCACAUUUUCGCGAUUUUCGUAACAUUUUUCAUGUCUCUAACGCAAGAUUGCCAACUUGUUAGAGAUUACACCAUUUCUUCGUGUUUCUGCGACUUUUUCCGCAAUUUUAUUGCCUGUUCUCGAUUACAAACGAAUUUUAUUGAUUUUCAGAACGACGGAAUGGAAAAGGGCUGA
This is a messenger RNA of Caenorhabditis sp. 36 PRJEB53466, 2101 nucleotides long. The record is from the annotation of a GenBank genome assembly. Lineage: Eukaryota; Metazoa; Nematoda; Chromadorea; Rhabditida; Rhabditidae.